AUGUCAACAUACAAACUUUAUUAUUUUAAUGCUCGUGGUCGUGCUGAAGUAUCCCGGUUAAUAUUUGCUGCUGUUGGUCAAAGAUAUGAAGAUAUUCGUUAUGAAUAUAACGAAUGGGUAUCACAUGCAAAUGAAAUGCCUUUAGGUGAAGUACCUGUUCUGGAAUUUAAUGGAAAGAAACUGCCACAAUCAUUUGCUAUUGCUAGUUUUCUUGCUAAACAAUUUCAGUUGGCUGGUAGAGAUAAUUUUGAACAAGCACAAGUUAAUGCUGUUGUUGAAACAAUUAGAGAUUUAAUAACAAUAUAUAUAUCAGUUCGUUGGGAACAAGAUCAAAUAAAAAAGGAAGAACCAAUGAGAAAAUUUCUUGACGAAGAAUUACCAGAACUUUUACAUAAUAUUGAAGUUUUAGCGAAAGAAUAUAGUAAUCAUGGUCCCUUUUUCGUUGGAAAUCAGUUAACAUGGACAGAUUUACUUUUUUAUAAUACAGGAGCUCUGGCGGGCCGGACACCGCUCUUUUGGCGCCACCUGAGCUGGUAA
Molecule: messenger RNA, 537 nt
Organism: Rotaria sp. Silwood1
Lineage: Eukaryota; Metazoa; Rotifera; Eurotatoria; Philodinida; Philodinidae
Source: the annotation of a GenBank genome assembly